Vigna unguiculata (cowpea) is the source of this 1499-nucleotide messenger RNA. Its product is annotated as protein TOM THREE HOMOLOG 1. NCBI's taxonomy places the organism in Eukaryota, Viridiplantae, Streptophyta, Magnoliopsida, Fabales, Fabaceae. The record is from RefSeq and is a predicted model, not a curated record.
CAACAAUAAUAAAUAAUAAAUUGUAAAUGGUUCCAGAAUAGGGGAAAAAAGACUGGAAUAUUUGGGAGAAACGAUAACGAAACAAUAAUAAUAAGUUAUAUAGAGUAAAUUGGAUUCUGUUACUCUUGCUUUCUUUUCCCACAGAAGACGAAGAUCGAACCAAUCUCCUUCCGUUUUGUGUAGAACCAACCAUUCAUCCAGCGAUUCCAUGGUGGCGAGAGGCGUGCCGGCGAUGACGUUGGCGGCCGUGGCCGCCCUUGACUUAACGAAAUCCUCCCACUGGUGGCGGGACAUCAACGAGUCUCCGCUCUGGCAGGAUCGCAUCUUCCACCUCCUCGCCAUCCUCUACGGAAUCGUCGCGGCUGUCGCUCUGGUUCAAUUAGUGCGAAUACAAUUGAGAGUGCCAGAAUAUGGUUGGACCACGCAGAAGGUCUUUCACUUUCUCAAUUUCUUGGUGAAUGGGGUUCGGUGUUUUGUUUUCGUCUUCCGUCGGGAUGUGCAGAAGUUACGGCCAGAGAUUGUUCAACAUAUCUUACUCGACGUCCCUAGUCUUGCUUUCUUUACAACCUAUGCUCUGUUAGUACUGUUCUGGGCUGAGAUUUAUUACCAGGCCCGCGCAGUAUCUACUGAUGGUCUCAGACCAAGUUUCUAUACUAUUAAUGCUGUGGUUUAUGUUAUUCAGAUUACUUUAUGGUUGAUAUUAUGGUGGAAACCUAUCAGUGUGCUUGUCAUCCUGUCUAAGAUGUUCUUUGCAGGGGUUUCUUUGUUUGCAGCCCUCGGCUUUCUUCUCUAUGGUGGGAGACUAUUCUUGAUGCUGCAACGCUUUCCUGUUGAAUCCAAAGGCCGACGGAAGAAGCUGCAAGAGGUUGGCUAUGUGACUACCAUAUGCUUUUCAUGUUUCCUUAUCAGAUGCGUUAUGAUGUGCUUUAAUGCAUUUGAUAGAGCUGCUGACCUUGAUGUCUUGGACCAUCCCAUUCUGAAUUUUAUAUAUUACCUGUUGGUGGAAAUAUUGCCUUCUUCUUUGGUCCUUUUCAUUUUGAGGAAGCUGCCACCCAAGCGUGGUAUCACACAAUAUCAUCCCAUUCGCUGAAAAGAUAGCAUAUGGAGAAAACUGAGUCAGGAUUUCCUUGGUGGUUCUAUGAUUUCUUUGAAGUUUCCCGCACACCAAGGAUAAUUUCUAGAGGACACAGAAGUCAGUCUUUCUUCUGUUGAGUGACAAAGCUAAUAUCAUUGUUUUAAUGUUUCUCCUAAGGUUUGUAGGUUUUCAAACGUGACAUUUUUAUGGAUUGUCAAACGUGGUAGAUUGUGUUAUAUAAGUGAUAUUUGCAUUGUCUCUAGGGAAAUGUGGUUGCCGUUUCAGUCAGAUUCAGCAAUUCAACUCAAUGAGCAACCUUUUUUGGGAGAAAAGGACACUGAUAUAUUGUAUAAUAGUUUUCAAGUCUUGUAACUGCUACAAGUUGGUGAAAUGUAUUCUUCCUUUUCAGUCACCUUCCUGCUAA